AUGCCCAAGAGAAAGAUUCCUUUAGAAGAGCUAGAUGUUGAUGGCAAUGAACAAUAUUAUGAUAGUGGUGCUGCUGCGACUGAUGAUGAUGAUUAUGUAGAAGAUCCUCAAUCAAAUCGCAAAAGAAGACAAACAGUGGAGCAUAGCACACAAGCUGACUUGGAAUACGAAGAGGAGGAUAAUAACAACAGCAGUGGUGCACCUGGCUUCCUUGGUGAUGGGGAUAAGGCGCAUGAUGUCAAUUAUGUUGUAAAAUUGAUUCUAACCAAGGAUGCCAGAGGUCAAAAUUUUCAAAAGAUGCAUAUAAACCAGUAUCUCACCAAUAAAAGAUUCAAAACUGAUUCGUUGCUAGAUGAUGCCAUUGCUAUUUUACAGAAUAUUUAUGGGUUAACAUUGGUUGAUGCUCCCACUGUUAAACAAGAGAGGAAGUUUCACUCAAGUCAGAGAAAACAAACUGAACCACUUAACUCAGCAAACGGUGACAAAAACUCCAAAAGACAACUACCUAGAAACAGAUUUUUUUUAGCCAGUAGUCUACUGAAACAAGCACAAGAAGUAUUAGGUGAAUUAUGGAUGAAGAAAGUUGACAGCUCAUUAGACAAGACUAAAAUUGGUGAUGCAAGAUUCUUUAUACCCAAAUAUACUAAAAGCCCAUUACCUAGGCUGAAUUCCGACUUGGUCAAGACAGGAAUAAUGAUACUUGUAACCACCCUUGUGAUACUAUCGGAAAAUCAUAUAAUGGAAUCACAAUUGAUUCGAAGUUUGAAAAAAUUUGGUAUAUCUGAAAGUGUUAAUAUGAAAAAUACAAAUUUGAAUAUGAAUUGGGAUGAUAUAUUAAAAGAAUUGGUGAGUCGCGAAUAUUUAACCAAAGUUCAAUUGGAUGCAUCAGCAAAUGAUAAGAUUUAUAGUAUAUCAUUGGGUAGAAGAAGUAUAACCGAAUUAACACCAAUGGGAGUAUAUGGAUAUAUAAAGACAUUAUAUGGGUCUGACUUUAAUGAAGUUAUUGCUGAUAGGACCAGAGUCACCAUUGAAAGAGCAUAUGGGGUUGAGUUGAAAAAUGAAAAUAAAGAGAUAGAGGAAGAAGAACAACAAAUACAGGUAGCAAAUAAUGGAGAAACAGAAACAACGUAG
Messenger RNA from Lodderomyces orthopsilosis Co 90-125, 1131 nucleotides. Its product is annotated as Smc5-Smc6 complex subunit. The record is from RefSeq and is a predicted model, not a curated record. Gene Ontology annotation, cellular component: nucleus. The transcript has a single exon. Lineage: Eukaryota; Fungi; Ascomycota; Pichiomycetes; Serinales; Debaryomycetaceae. The coding region runs from base 1 to 1131 and encodes 376 amino acids. Gene Ontology annotation, biological process: DNA repair.